Molecule: messenger RNA, 1610 nt
Organism: Acanthaster planci (crown-of-thorns starfish)
Lineage: Eukaryota; Metazoa; Echinodermata; Asteroidea; Valvatida; Acanthasteridae
Gene: usp39
Product: ubiquitin specific peptidase 39
Biological process (GO): mRNA processing; spliceosomal complex assembly; protein deubiquitination
Molecular function (GO): zinc ion binding; cysteine-type deubiquitinase activity
Source: RefSeq, a predicted model, not a curated record
GCUAUGAUAGUACUGCUUGGGGACGAGAUUGCGCUGCAAAUCAUGGCGGCCUCCGGAGUGAAGCGUAAACUUGUCGACAUUCCUGAUGAUUUUUCAGACAGUGAUGAUGAAAUUGCUCCUGUGAAGGAUCCCAAGAUUGACAAGAGUAGAAGCUGUCCAUACUUGGACACAAUUAACAGGAGUUUACUGGAUUUUGACUUUGAGAAGCUCUGCUCAGUCUCUCUGUCACACCUCAAUGUCUAUGCAUGCCUAGUGUGCGGGAAGUACUUCCAAGGGCGGGGCCGCAAGUCCCACGCCUACACCCACAGCGUCCAAAUCAACCACCAUGUGUUUCUCAACCUGCACACCCUCAAGUUUUACUGCUUGCCCGACAACUACGAAAUCAUUGACUCCUCACUGGAGGAUAUCACCUAUGUACUGAAGCCAACAUUCACAAAGGAGCACAUUCAGAGUCUUGAUAGCAACACCAAACUCUCCAGAGCCUAUGACAAAACCACCUACCUACCUGGCAUCGUGGGGCUGAACAACAUCAAAGCCAACGACUACUGCAAUGUACUUCUUCACGCCCUGGCACACAUCGUCCCUCUCCGGAACUACUUCCUGGAGGAGAAAAACUACAUCGACAUCAAGCUGCCGCCCGGCGACAUCAUGUGCCUCCUGUCCCAGCGCUUCGGCGAGCUGAUGCGCAAGAUGUGGAACCCCAGGAACUUCAAAGCCCACGUCAGCCCCCACGAGAUGCUGCAGUCGGUGGUCCUGUGCAGCAAGAAGAGAUUCCAGAUCACUCAGCAGGGUGACCCAGUGGAGUUCCUGUCCUGGUUUCUCAAUGCUCUGCACGCGUCGCUGGGCGGAACCAAAAAAGCCAAGAGCAGCAUCGUGUAUACCACAUUCCAAGGAAGAAUGAAGGUCUUCACCAGGAAGGUCAUACCCAUGGAUGUACCGGACAAGGAAAAGGAAGCGCUGUUGAAAACCGAGGAGUACAAAGAGACGGUCUCAGAGACGCCCUUCCUAUACCUGACUCUGGACAUCCCCCAGGCGCCGCUCUUCAAGGACGAGUUUGAGCAGAACAUCAUUCCCCAGAUCCCAUUGUCUUCGCUCCUGGCCAAGUUUGAUGGCGCGACGGAAAAGGAGUACAAGACCUACAAAGAUUCCACCAUCAAGCGAUUCCAUCUGACCAGACUACCUCCGUACCUCAUACUUUGCAUGAAACGCUUCAACAAAAACCUAUUCUUCACUGAGAAGAACAGGACAAUUGUCAACUUUCCUGUCAAGAACAUGGAUUUCACAGAGUACCUGUCAGAUGAUCCUGAGGUCCGCCGGCAGAACCCAUCGACCACCUACGACCUUAUCGCCAACAUUGUGCACGAAGGCGAGCCGGGCUCGGGAAAAGGAAUCUACAAGGUGCACGUUUUGCACAAAAGCACCAGCAAAUGGCACGAGAUUCAGGACUUGCACGUAGCCGACAUCCUGCCACAAAUGAUCACCCUCUCAGAAGCUUACAUCCAGAUCUGGGAGAGAAGGGACAAGAGGAGCGAGGAUUCUGGAGAGCAAAAGAAAAGUGAACAGCAGAGGGCGCCAGAGACAUAGCACAGCAACGAUAUUGGCUGGUCCCU